AUGGUACGCACAAGAUCGACGGAAGGGGCUUCGUUCUACGGAGAGGACAAGAUGCAUUGGUAUCAAAUGGGCCUGUUUCAUGUUGGUAAGGAUUCAUUACCAGAUCUGGCCGAUCCACCAUCUCCAGAUAACAGUAAGUUCACCAGUAUCGCUCUGUUGAUCAACCAAGAUUAUGUCGGUAUAGUGGUGGCCAUCUAUCCAACAUUGGGAUUUUACCUGCCAACAAUUGACCCAAAGUACCCUAAACCUACGUAA
Molecule: messenger RNA, 255 nt
Organism: Protopolystoma xenopodis
Lineage: Eukaryota; Metazoa; Platyhelminthes; Monogenea; Polystomatidea; Polystomatidae
Source: the annotation of a GenBank genome assembly